AUGUAUCGAGUACGAGCACUCAGGUUUCAACCGACGGUAUUGUCUUCUGCUGGCAAGGCCUUUGCGCGAAGGGGACCGCAGUGGACUAGACACGUCCAGCAUGCUGCACAGCAAGGGCGGCUGCACAGCGGAUUUGCAACCCCCUGGCUCUCUGCCGCAGUUGGAGCAGGCCUGAGCGGGCUUGCGUUUACCUCGUGGCACAUUUCGCAGCCAGCUUCCAUGCCGGAGACAAACGGGCUGGAGGUGAUGUAUGCGGAUCGUGAGACGAUGCUCAAGGGCGUCAUGGAAAUCUGCGACGCCCUGGGGCCCGACUCAGUGACAACCGACGAGGACGAUAUCGAACGCCAUUCGUACUCGGAAGUCUCAACCUCGCAUUGCGCAGCGAAGCCCGUGGCCGUCGUGACGCCAAAGAGCACAGACGAAGUCUCGAUCAUUGCGCGGAUAUGCUCCGAAUAUAAGAUCCCGAUGAUUCCAUUUGCGGGUGGAUCAAGCGUCGAAGGACACUUUACGGCGCCGUACUCGGGGCUGAGUAUAGAUUUCUCGCAGAUGAAUCGGAUUGUUGCGUUCCAUGAGGAGGAUAUGGAUGUUGUGGUGCAGCCUGGAGUCAGCUGGGUUGAGUUGAACAACAGCAUCAAGGAGAGCGGCCUCUGGCUUCCAAUGGAUCCAAGUCCUACUGCACUCAUUGGAGGGAUGGUCGCCACAAACUGCAGUGGGACAAACGCAGUGAGAUACGGGACAAUGAAGGACUGGGUCCUCAACCUCACCGUGGUCCUCGCAGACGGCUCAGUGAUAAAAACCAGGCAUCGACCACGCAAAACAUCCGCCGGAUACAACCUCACCGGCCUAUUCACCGGGUCCGAGGGGACACUCGGAAUGAUCACCGAAAUCACUCUCAAGCUCGCCCCGAUCCCCGAGGCACACAGUGUCGCGGUUGCCACCUUCCCCUCUGUCCGUGCUGCGGUCGCCUGCGCCUCCAAGAUCAUGCGGCAGGGUGUCCCGAUCGCCGCGGUGGAACUCAUGGACGAGGUGCAGAUGGGCGUAAUCAACAAAAACGGCGGCUCUGGAGGCAGAAUGUGGGAGGAGAAGCCCACCCUGCUGUUCAAAUUCUCCGGCACCGCCCAAUCAAUCGCCGCAGACAUCACCAAGGUCGAAACGAUCUCCUCACAGAGCGGCGGCAGCGCCUUUGAAUUCGCAAAGACCGAGCAGGACAUGCACGACCUGUGGUCUGCGCGCAAGGAAGCCGUGUGGGCCAUGUGCGCGCAGAGACCGGAGGGGACGCAGAUCUGGUCGACGGACGUGGCGGUGCCGUUAUCACGGAUGCCCGAGAUAAUUGAUCUCUCGAAGAAAGAAUCCAGUGCCUUGGGACUGUUCUCCAGCGUCCUGGGCCACGUCGGCGACGGCAACUUCCACCAGGCCGUCAUGUACGACCCCGGCAAUGCUGCCCAGACACAGGCCGUGCAGGAAUGUGUCCGGAAAAUGGUCCAUCGGGCGGUGGAAAUGGAGGGCACAGUUUCGGGCGAACACGGCAUCGGCCUCGGCAAGAAGGAAUGUCUUCUGGACGAACUGGGUCCGGAGACCGUUGGCGUGAUGCGCACGUUGAAGAAGAGUUUGGAUCCUCACUUCCUCAUGAACCCUGGCAAGGUGUUUGACCCUUAG
Messenger RNA from Aspergillus mulundensis, 1656 nucleotides. Its product is annotated as putative D-lactate dehydrogenase (cytochrome). Gene Ontology annotation, biological process: lactate catabolic process. The transcript has 11 exons. Gene Ontology annotation, cellular component: mitochondrion. Gene Ontology annotation, molecular function: transferase activity; D-lactate dehydrogenase (NAD+) activity; D-lactate dehydrogenase (cytochrome) activity. NCBI's taxonomy places the organism in Eukaryota, Fungi, Ascomycota, Eurotiomycetes, Eurotiales, Aspergillaceae. The record is from RefSeq and is a predicted model, not a curated record. Bases 1 to 1656 code for a protein of 551 amino acids.